AUGGAAAGAGCCAUGGCCAACGUUGACCUAGGACCUUAUCGACGAAUCGUGCAAAUGUUCUGGGACCCUGAGCCUACCAACGAUGUCGCCCACGAUCAACCAGUCUGGUGUUUAGGACGCUCCUAUCGGAUCAGCGAUAAGAAGAGCCCCAAAGACGAUGACCACGAGCCACAAACUCCUCCAUCGGCGCCAAAGGUGGAAGCUGACGCUGAAGUGGAAGCCGAAGCUCAAGCUCAACAAGGUCCCGAGAUAGCUCGACCGCCCAACCCACCAACAAAUGCACCCGCCACGCCUCCAGACUCGACAUCGAGCAGCUUCUCAUCAUCACUAGCAUACGAUGACCCGGCAAACGAUGGAGGAUGGCCAUACGGCUUUAUAAACGACUUCGAAUCCAAGAUAUGGAUGACGUACCGAUCCGAGUUCGAGCCCAUACCCCGAUCAACGAACCCACAAGCUGCAUCUGCAUUGUCGUUAUCCAUGAGACUUAAAUCCCAACUUGGAGACCAGAGUCCGUUUUCUUCGGAUAGUGGAUGGGGAUGUAUGAUACGAUCAGGACAAAGUUUACUUGCAAACGCCAUAGCCAUGGUUCGCUUAGGCAGAGAUUGGCGCAGGGGAGAAUCAAUAGAAGAAGAAUGUCGUAUACUCAAAGACUUCGCAGACGACCCGAGAGCCCCCUACUCUAUCCAUAGCUUCGUUCGGCAUGGCGCCAGCGCUUGUGGUAAAUAUCCUGGCGAGUGGUUCGGGCCCUCAGCGACCGCCCGCUGUAUACAGGCAUUGACCAACUCCCAUGAAUCCUCAAUCAGAGUCUACUCCACGGGUGAAGGACCUGAUGUUUACGAGGACGAAUUUAUGAAGAUUGCGAAACCGUCAGGCGAAGAUUUCCACCCCACGCUUGUCGGUCGUCCAUCUUCGUCCCACUACUUCAUCGGCGCGCAAGGAUCUUUCCUCUUCUAUCUUGACCCUCACCAUACACGGCCAGCUCUGCCAUACCACGAAGAUCCCGCUGAAUAUACAAGCGAAGAGAUCGAUUCAUGCCACACCCCUCGGCUGCGUCGCAUCCAUGUCCGUGAGAUGGACCCAAGCAUGCUGAUAGGGUUCCUGAUCCAGAAUGAAGGUGACUGGCAGGAGUUGAAGCGAAGAGUUAAGCAUGUGCAAGGCAAGUCAAUCAUACACAUAGCCGAGCGAAACGCAGUUCUCGGAGGCUCAAGCGAGGGCCGGGAAAGCGCCAUUGAUGAAGUUGAAACGUUGAGCGAUGAUGAUGAUGCGGAUACCAUUCAUGAGGCAUAG
Fusarium coffeatum is the source of this 1287-nucleotide messenger RNA. RefSeq lists its product as uncharacterized. NCBI's taxonomy places the organism in Eukaryota, Fungi, Ascomycota, Sordariomycetes, Hypocreales, Nectriaceae. The transcript has 4 exons. The record is from RefSeq and is a predicted model, not a curated record. Bases 1 to 1287 code for a protein of 428 amino acids. Gene Ontology annotation, molecular function: protein-phosphatidylethanolamide deconjugating activity.